CAGAAGGGUGCAUUCACCUACCUGUCAGGUGUCUCUCUGACCAGUCUUAUCACACAAAGUAGUUUAAAGUAAAUAGUUUGAAAUCAAAUAAAAUAUUACAGUAAAAGACAAUGAGUUCCCUGCAACAUGUAAAUCCCAAGGUGAGGGGCAUCAGAGUCUCACCACACAGUGGACUGCAAAGUCUGGCUGCUCGCAUUACACAAGAGAUCGCACAGGGGGUCCAGAGACCCUUCAGAGAGGUGAUUGAUGUCAGCUCGGGUGAUCCACACAAAGCAGGAAUAAAACCCAUCUCAUUUGUUCGCCAGGUCUUGGCAGUAUGUCUGCACCCUCAGCUGCUGAAAGACAAAAAUCUUCCUCAGGAUGUCAGGCUGAGGGCUCAGAGGAUCCUGGAGGUCUGCGAUGGAGGAAGUGUGGGUUCCUAUACAGCCUCCACUGGCUUGAACCACGUCAAGCAAAGCAUCGCUGAGUUCAUCAUGAGACGAGACGCUGGAGCGCCUUCAUAUGCCAAAGAUAUUAUCAUUACUGCUGGUUCUCAAAGGGCCCUGAUGAUGGUCCUUAGGCUGCUGACCAGUGAGAGGGGGGCGACUCAGACAGGUGUGUUGGCCCCAACGCCAUGCCCACACACCCUGCCCAUGCUGCUGGAUGAGGCCGAGGUGACAAUGGUGCCGUAUCAGCUGAUGGAGGACAGAGGCUGGGCUGUAGACCUGGACGAGCUGCACAGAGCAGUGAAGACUGCUAGGAUGCACUGUGAACCCAGAGCAAUUUACAUCAGCAACCCAGGAAACCCCACUGGUCACAUGCAGGACUGGAAAUCAAUAGAGGAGGUGAUUCGGUUUGCAGCAACUGAGAGACUCCUACUGUUAGUUGAUGAGGUGUACCAGGACUGCGUGUAUGGACAGGAGAAAGAGUUUAUUUCCUAUAAGAGAGUCCUGUUUGAGAUGGGAAAAGAGUACUCAGAGACAGUAGAGUUGGUAUCCUUCCACUGUUUAUCCAGUGCCUGCAUGGGAGAGUGUGGUCUGAGGGCAGGAUACAUGGAGAUGGUCAACAUGGACCCAGAGGUGAGGCAUGUUGUUAACAUUAUGCUGGAUACUGAUAUCUGUGCUCCAGUCAUAGGACAACUUGCACUGGAUCUCAUGGUCAACCCCCCAAAGCAUGGAGACCCCUCCUAUGACACAUACAUGCAGGAGAUUGUCAUCACUCAGGCCACUCUGUCCCAGAAUGCUAAGCGGGCUCAGGAGUUCCUGAAUGAGCUACCAGGGAUGAGCUGUCAGCCAGUGAUGGGGGGAAUCUACCUCUAUCCCUGUCUGUAUUUACCAGCUGAGAUUAUAGAGCAGGCCGAGAUACUGGGGUUGGAGGCAGAUGUCCUGUACUGUCAGAUGUCACUGGAGGAAGAAGGUGUGUUAUUAGGAGCAGGAUGUCAGCAUGGUGAAACAACUGGCAACUACUAUCUGAGGUUUUGUAUCCUUGUCCCUCCUGACACCCUGCAGGAGGUCCUGGCUCAUCUCGGCUCCUUUCAGCUUCGCCUCAUGAACCCACUUCCUCACCCUAACAGAGGUGAUAAGGACAGAGACAUGGGGAGAAAUUUUGUGACCCAACAUGAAGCCCUCUGUGGAGAGGAGCAGAUCCUCAGUUAAAGUGUCGAUCAUAAGACGGAGACACGUAGGGAGCGUUAAAGGCUCAAAGCAUUUUUGUUCAAGGGGAAACUGAAAUUCUUAAACUACAGUUCCUUUUGACAUGCUGAUUUUUAACUAGGCUAGCAGGUGGGAGGAAAUAGUUGCCACCGUGGCAAGUUUUCUGUUUGAGUAAAUUAAAUUAAACUGAGAGAUUUAUUGUAUUCAGCCUGCAGAUCAUACUAUACUUUGCUUCUUUGCUUAUAGUUUCAUACACAAUAUUUCCCUCUGUGAAAGACUUAUCCCUGUUUAGAAAAAUAUUGCAAAAACAGUAUAUUCUUUGUCUAUAGAAUGCACAUAAAAUAAUAUUCUGUUAAUCUAAACAGACUCUUAUCUACAUCAACUACUGUACUUACUUGGUAGCAAAUGUACAAAGAUGGAUGUCGAAAUAACACAAUCACAUUGUCCUGACAAAGCUCAUGAAAAUCCAUCUAAACCUUAGAACAUGCAGGUGUAAACAAACUGGGCAACACAUUACCAUUCUGACCUCGUCACAUAUAGCUGCUUGGUCAUGGACUUUCUAAGUCGACAUAUGAUUUUGCAAGGUAGCCUGGGUGCGUCUGUUAAUAUUCUGCAUUGUCUUUUU
Molecule: messenger RNA, 2256 nt
Organism: Epinephelus lanceolatus (giant grouper)
Lineage: Eukaryota; Metazoa; Chordata; Actinopteri; Perciformes; Serranidae
Product: alanine aminotransferase 2-like
Biological process (GO): biosynthetic process
Molecular function (GO): transaminase activity; pyridoxal phosphate binding
Source: RefSeq, a predicted model, not a curated record